AUGUAUUUUCCUAAUGCACAGGGAAAUCUACACUUGAUGACUGUAAGUUAUUGUGUCAAAUACUCUGAUAUAGAUGUUUAUGUUGAAUUUGUUCAUUUGACCUAUUCCACUUUCCAUAUUCCCCACAAAGACACGAGAAUAUGGAAUAAUUACAAACAGGUUCUUGAAGCAAGCCAGAAAUGUCUAAAGGCAACUUUUUCGGUUGAAU
Trichobilharzia szidati is the source of this 208-nucleotide messenger RNA. The record is from the annotation of a GenBank genome assembly. Lineage: Eukaryota; Metazoa; Platyhelminthes; Trematoda; Strigeidida; Schistosomatidae.